Molecule: messenger RNA, 17062 nt
Organism: Cinara cedri
Lineage: Eukaryota; Metazoa; Arthropoda; Insecta; Hemiptera; Aphididae
Source: the annotation of a GenBank genome assembly
GUCGUUAUCUGAGCCAGCGCAGCCGCCGUACGCUUCGACGGAAUUUCACGACGAUCAUUAUAACGCGCGCGCGCGCCCGCACGCACGCACACGCACACACGCACGCACACACGCACGCACACACACACGCGAACGCACCAACACAACGAUAUUAUACGACACCACUACAAGAACAGUAGUACCCCGCCACCGUCGCACGAACGCAGUGUUACGCUACGCUCGUUUCCGUCCCGUUUGCGAACCGCUGCGCUACGACUGAUAACUGCUGGCGUAGAUAAAUGGAAAAAAAAAAAGGAAUACGCGUGAGCGCGGUAUUAUUUUAACAUGACGUACGGACGUUAUAAUAAUAAUAUAAUAUCAUUGUAGUAAAUAUCGUAGUUUGAUACGCGAUACGUAUCGCUCAACCGCGUACGUAGGUCAGACUCGUUGUUACGAGUGCGGUUGCGCAGUAGCGCGGGCGCAACACGCACACACGCCGCCGCGGCCGGACAAUUAGUUUUCAUUGUUAUAAAAUAGCGAUUAUUAUAAUAUAUUAAUAUUAUAUGCUAAGCGUCGUGCGUUCCUGGACGACGAGUGCGGUGUGCGCGCGCGAUAUAGAGAGGGAGCGAGUAAGAGGGAGAGGGAGCGAGAGAGAGUGAGUGAGAGAGUGGUGUGAGCGAGAGAGAGGGUUGACGGGCGAGCGGACGGAGCGACACGACAGACGCACGGCGAUAGCGCGCCGAGGACCAAGCUAGCCCGAGUGUCGGCGAGCGGGGACGUGGUGUCAUUACAACAGCAGCAACAACAACAACAACAACAACAACAACAACAACAACAACAACAAUAAUAAUAAUAUGCGAUUGUUAUUAUUAUGCGCGUAUCGUGUCGUCGUUUUGUUAUCGGGAAACGGUUUUCGACGAAAUGCGGCGUGGUGAACGAGUGCUACGGACGACAGCUCUUCGCGACGACGGAUACGACGACGACGUAUGACGAAGAUUCCGACGCCGACGUCUGUUGUCCGCCGUACGGUACCCGCCAUCCGGCCAGACGCUCUUUCGCCGCUGCUGAGCACGGUCCGCUGUCCGCCGCCGACCACCUAGUCCCGACGACCCGCCGUCGAUAUUACACCAGACUUGUCUAAUCGCAACACCCAGUUUCGUAACCGCCGUCGAUAAACGAAACCGGAUCGGGGAGACUACCAUUGUACCCACACCGGCGAGUUCACUCGUCGCGGGCGUCGCAUUACAACGGUUAGUAAAAUAUUGAACGGACGUUUUUAAUAAGACAAUGCCAGUGGUAACCACUUGUUCUCUGACGUACACAUCGAACUUGGGCGCCUGUAAUAUUUUACCGCAACUCGAUUUUCGACUCCACUGCGCACACCGUCGUUUUAACAGCCGCGUGCAAUUACAGCACCAAUCGGGUCAAUUGAAACCGGCGGUAGUUUGGCUUAGGCGUUUUAGGUAGGUACCUACUUAGUUUAUGUUACGACCAACGCGAACGAUUUAUGUACGAUGUUCCAUGUUCCACGAGUAGUAACCAACACGCAUCUGUCUAAUGUCAAUAUCGGUGUGCGCUUUUAUAAUUAUUAGUAUAUCGGUUACCUAUCAAUGUUGUAACGUUAACUAUAUGAAAGUUUCGACCCGGUCGAUUGUUCGCUUUGUUGACGAUUCGACCAUUUUUAAAAACACGUUGGAAACAAUUGUAUUCAAUCGGGUACUUGGCUAUUCCAGUGUAUUUAUUUUUACAAAUACCUAUCGCAUUACGGCUUAAAACAAAUCUGACAUAAUUUAAACUGUUUGCUUGUUUUUACAAAUGGAAUGCCGUUAAUUUGUAUUAUAAACGAUGUAGGUAUUUGACGAUGUUGAAUUUCAAAUGUCUCAUGCAGAACAAUUCAUUUUGCAAUACCCGGCCAUUUAGCAACAGUUUAUAAUACAUUAUGCAAGUAGGUGCAUACCUAUUUUGCAAAAUAUAUUUUAAACAAAUGAAUGGUACCUAAAACUUUCCUAUUUGUCUUAUUUUUUUUUUUUCUUUGAGUCUAUAGUAGGUAACCUAUCUAUUGUAAAAUAUGUAAAAUGUAUGCAAUUUGUAUCUGGUUAAAAUGUGCAUUCUAGUCUUGUGUAUAAUUGAAAAUUGAUAGUAAAUAAUGGAUUUAAACAAAAACUGUAGUCUACUUCCUUAUGUUACUAAUAUUACUACAAUUACAUAAUUUUCAGCAAGAUUUUUUAUUUUUUUAUUUUUUAUUGUAUACAUGUUUAUAAAUAAAUAUUUCGUUGUUCAUAUUUAAUUUUUUUUUUUUUUAUAUAGAUUAGGUUGGUAUAUAUUAUUUUACAUUCUAAGCUAAACAAAAUAAGACAGUUAUUCAUAUUACAAUGUUAUGUAGAUUUUUUUUAUGACAACACUUAAAUAUACCUAGUUAAAAUCAGUAGCGGGUCCAGGAGUGGCGAUCACCUCCCCCUCCGCUUACUCUUUAAUAUAUCCUGAUUUUAUUAUAUUUAUGUGCCUUAUUAAUUUGUAUAAUUAUAAUAUAUAUUUUCAAAGUAUCCCCUACCCGUUUUCUUGUCCUGGAUUUGCCCUAGGUAAAAACGCACAAUGUGUUUUGUUCGUAGCCAUUGUUGUAGGUUGAAUUAUGAUAAGUAGGAAAGGUUAGAUGUAUCGAGUAAGUUAAUUUAAAUACUAUUAUAACGAUAAAUUGUUGUAAAAAAAAACACCAUUCUGAGUUCAACUAAAUAUUUUUUGAUAAUUUAAAAUUUUAAUAAUUUGUUAUAAGGUUUAAAAUACAAAUAUUUUAAAAUAAAUGUUGAAUUCAAAACGAUUAAAAUCACCUCAGAAUUUUAAAAAUAUACCUAAAAACUUAUUAUUUUUUUUUUUUUGUUCUGUUCAGUACAUUAUUUACGAAUUAUUUGUUUGUAUUUGACAUGGUUCAGAAAUUGAUUGGCCUUCCUACAACUGGUAGGUAACCCCAACAUACUGAGAAAGGAAUGGUUAUAGAAAAACUUCUUAUAAUUUGCACACAGAGAUACCCAAAUUAAACUGAAAUCUCCUAAAAUACUAGGAGACUGGGUAAAUAGGCUACUUAAGUUACUAGUUACCUUACGACAGCAUAGUUAAGUAUUUUUCAGUUUUUCGUACGAUACGUAUGUACUAAUAAUUAGAAUAAUAAAAUUAAUAUAUUAUGUAUAUUUUUUAUUAUUCGCAGUGCUGUAAUAAGAUACUUUAAAUUAGUAUGUAGAUACAGAUACAAGUAUCUUAAGAGUAUCAUAAGAUAUAUUUUAAGAAAACAGAUACAUUUUUUAUAAAUACCUAUUUAAUUCAUUAAAAAUAUAGAAUUACAAAAUUAUAAGAAAACAAGUAAUGGGUACAUAAUUUAUAAUACAAUAAUUUUUAUCUACAUUUUAAUGUCAGUUUUCAAAUAUAAUUUUAUUUUUAUAAAGUUAUAAGUUAUAAUACAAUUGUUGUCAGUUAUAAUACAUAAUAUAUAAUAAUAUUAAAAUAUUGGUUAAUUAUUGGUAAACAUAAAAUUAGUAAUGGGUAUUAUCUACUUGUCAAUACACAAUAAUAUUAUAACAAUAAAUUGUUGAUAUUUUUAUUUUAAAAACAUUAGAUUUUAGAGUUUUAUGUUUAAUUUUUGUAUUAUUUUUUAACAAAAAAAAGUAAUAAUUGUAUCUUAAAUACUUUAAUUAAGAUUUACAAUAUUUUCUAUCUAAGAUGCAAUUACAGAUACAUUAUUUAGAAAGUAUCUAGAUACAGAUAAAAAACACAAAAAAGUAUCUAGAUACUGUAUCUUAUGCACAUGUAUCUAGAUAUAUUACAGCACUGAUUAUUAGUAUGUUAAUAUUUGUAUUGUACUAUAAUUGUUAGUAUUUCAUAAUGUCUAUUAGUGAUUCUAGUAGCACUGAAAAAAUUAUUUUUUAUACACAUCAAAUUUUUAAAUACCACAUGAAAAAACGCAGAAAAUAAUGUUUGUUUAAAUCUUAUUUCGAAAAAAAAUAUUAUUGCAGACUAUUCGUCGCUGCUAAGGAAAUGCAAGAAAAUGAUUCCCGAUUUCUUACAUUCUAUAGAAUGAGAAAAAAAAACUUACCUUGAAUUAAAGAAAUUUGUCCUGCUCUUCAUUAUACAGACAGUAAAAUGAGGCAACUCAAUCAAUGUCAAUUUACAUGUCUACUUACUAAUUGACUAGUUGUGUCGGUUUAUCAAUUGCAACGAUUUUAGUAGCCCCAUCUGUUGUUUUUCAGCACAGUUGUUUAGUUGCCUAGUCUCUUAGUAUCUAGGCUAUUUCAGUUUCUUCUGAGUAUCCCCAUGUGCGUAGGUCCCUCCUAAAGUUUCAUAUUUAUCUAUUUUUGCUAAUGUGCAAAACAAAUAUACAAUUGCUACAAGUCUUCUGCCCUACUCAUAAUUAAAUCCAUUUUUUAAUAAUGGUGGAGAUUUUAUUAUACAUAAGUUGUUUAAAUCUAACAGUGAUUGAAUUAGAUAUGUCAAUCAAAUUAUAAAAAUAACAUAAAUAGUGCUUGACUAGCAAGAGUAACACAUAGUCUAUAGUCCCUGCAUAGUAGUUUAAAUAUAAUAUAGGUAGACCAAAACAAUUUUAGAAUGGUGUACUAAAUAGUGAAGGUAUUGGAAAACCUAGAAUCCAAAAAGGAGUGACCAGUGUUGUUGUGUUCCUUAGAAAAAACUCUGAAUAUUUUGAAAGUAUACCAUAUUUAGAAAAUUGUAUAAUAAGUAUUUCGUGAACAUAAUAUUAUGUCUUCAAUUAUUUUUCACUGAAUUGCUCACAAGUAAACAAAAUAGAUUUUACUAGAAACCUUACUUGCAUUAAUGAUUGUGUUAUUUUCAAGGAAAACAACCACUUUCUUAAUGUACUGUAUCAGUCAACAUUUUCUAGAAACCACUCUGAAAGUUGAUGAUUGGAGCAAGACAAUUUGUUUAUUGACAUAAAUAAAAAAAUAUAUUAUAUAAUAUUAAUACAUUUUUUGUUUCACUCAUAAUCAGAAAAAUAUAAUCAGUUUUUAAAUGUCUGUAAAUAAUUAUAUAUACUUACCUAUUGAAGUCUUAUACAACAUUGCAAAGUACUUUUUAAUUUGUAUUUUAGUAAUCUUGAUUAGUGAUUAUAAAACCUGCAGGUACAUUGAUGUAUUUUAUAAUACAGCUUAAAUUAAUUUAUCUUAAAACUACUAUUCUGUCUUAAAACCUUGUAAUAUAUAAUUAUAUACCUAUAUAUAGGUAUUUUUAGUUAAUUGUGUGUUAGAUUAUUAUUUGAGUAAUAAUCAAGGUACUUAUAACUUAUAAAUUAUUAUAACUUCAAUUAGGUACCCAAGUACAUAUAUUUAUGAAUUCUUGACUAAAUACAUAAAAAACAUUUUUUUUUUUAAAGAAAAUAUUUAUAUUUAUAUUGUUUAAUAAAUACAUAAUAAGUAAUUAUCAGUGUGUUUGAAUUGCAGUCCAAAAAUAAUAUUUUGUUCAAGUUGCUUCCCCAAUUUUCUCAUGACAAAUUUAUGUUGUGGCUCUAUUUAAAAGUGAUACUUACAAAUUUUCUAUCUUAAAUUAUUUCAUUAUUUUCAUUCAAUUUAAAAUAAUUUUUACAUUAAUAUUUGGAACACGAUUAGCUCUGAACAUUACCAUUUAAAUGUUUUUGGAAAGCGGAUUGUAUAUUUAUACAAUAUUACUUUUAAUUGUUUAAUUUGUUCUCUAAACAUUUUCAUUAUUUCUAGGUUGUCCAAUAUUAUAUUGUUGCAAAGUACAUAUUAAGUUUAAAUGAUUAUAUAUCACAGUGUAAUUAAUGUUAAUAUGAACAAAAUUAAUUUCCAACAAAUUAUUUAUUAGUUUAAAAAAAUUGAAAAAUUUUGUUAAGUGGUAUUCACUGAUAAAGUAUUGAUAAAACUGGUUAAUACUGAAAUAUUUAAAAAUAUUUUUAUCACCAAACAUAUAUAAAUAGAAUAAAAUUUAUUCAUGUGUACGCAAUUCGGAAACAGUUAUUGAAAAACCAUGGGUGCAAAUAUUGCUGAUGCAAUUCAGUUGUCAUAACAUAAUAGAUAUUUUUCUUUUUAGGGACGCAAUUCGUAUGCAGCAGUAAUUAUUUACUACAUACUUAGAUAAUUUUAAUAUUGUCAAAUUUGUAGGUUAGCUACUUAUAUUUGUAUUAAUUAUUAUUUUAUUCAAAAUUUGAUUUUGUAUAAGAUAAAAUUAAUACGAGGUUUGGUUAUUAAAUAACGAGACUGCGCGCGCAGUGAGCGUCCCAAAAAGGUUAGGGGAAAACCGAAUACAACGCUGGUUAGCUGGAAGUGUCUAUUAUGCCAGUACAAAAUUGAGUUUUUGUUGGUGCAUUAGUAUUUUUUCUGUAGCGUUUAGAAACGAACAUGUUUUUUUGUCUUGCCGAAAACGAUGUGUGACGAAAAACAUGAGCAACGGAUAAACGUAAAAUUUUCUCGUUAAACUAAAAAAAAACUCCAACUGAGUGCUAUAAGUUGUUAAAAGAGACCUAUAGUGAGGAUUUCCUAUCUCGGGCGCGUGUUUUUGAGUGGCAUAAAUUAUUUUCUGAAGGUCGAGAGUGCACCGGAAUCCAAUUCAGUCGUAAUCCAAAUUCAAAACCAUGCUGAUNGCAACAUUGCGCGAAUGAGUUCGUAAGAAACGGUCGAUAUUGUGGAAAAACAAGUCGUGGAUCUUGCACCAGGAUAACGCACCUGCCCAUAAUGCGCUGUCUGUGAAGCGUUAUUUGGCCGCUUAAGGCACUCCAGUACUCGAACACGCGUCAUACUCACCCGAAUUGGCACCCUGCGACUUUUACGUGUUUCCGAAGAUAAAGUCUGCCUUAAAAGGAAUCCGGUUUGAGUCGAUGGAAGAGGUGAAACAAAAAUCGGCGGAACUCCUGAAUGGUCUUAUAAAAACAGACUUCCAGCACUGCCUCGAGCAAUGGAAGAGACGAAUGAAACGGUGUGUGAAGAGGGGAGGAGAAUAUAUUGAAGGGGAACAUUUGGUUGUGGAAUAAUUUUUAAAAUAAAACCAUAUUUUUCAUAAGCAGUCUCGUUAUUUAAUAGCCAGACCUCGUACAUACCUAGUUAAUUUAUAUUGAACCAAUUGUUAGUAAAAUUUAAUUUUCAAUACUAUUUGGUUCUAGGUAUGUGCUUAACUAUUUUAAAUUUAAUACAUAUACAUUUUCAUUUUUAAAUCUUGUUUUGUGUAUUAAUAUUUUUCUGGUAUACCUAAACCUAAUUAUUAACUAUAUCUAGUUUUAAUAGUUUAAUAUAUAAAUGUCUUUUAAAUACUCUAUGUUGAUGGAAAAUGCUCUAAUAUAUUAAUUACCUAUUAACCAAAUUAUAAACUAUUCAAUUUUGAAUUGAAGUAAAAUUUGUCAUUUCAAAUUAUUGUAGGAACUUAUUUGGUUAUUAUUAUGAUUAGUCCACUUAACUAAGUAAACAUGUUUUUUUUUUAAGAUCCAACCAAUUAAUAAUAUUCUAAUAAAAAGAUAUCAAAAAAAAUUAAAAUACUAGAUAGUCUACUAUAUUUGAUAGCAAGUGACCUACUGUCAGUGUUUUAAAUACACCUAAACAAUAAUUGUAUGCUCUCUAAAUUAUAAUUAAUGUAUUGAUUAUUAUUUAUUUUAUUAAGUAUUACUAUGUUUUAAUUAUGUAUUACAUUUGUUUUAGGUUUAUGGUAUACCUAAUAUGAUUUAAAUAAUAAUAAUAAUAAAAAAAAACAAAAUGGAAGAAAACAAAAAAAGGACCAUAGUGUCUUCUGGUAAUUCCAAUUCAUCGUUAACUCCAGUUAAAAUUCAAAAAACUAAAGGUAUCUAUGAAAUUAAUAUUAUUAAGAUAAAAAUAUUUAGAAUACAGUAGAAUAAAUAUAGAUUUGAAUGAAAAUAGAAUUGUUGUUUAAUACAAAGGCUAUAAUUAAAAAUUCUUAUUUUGCAGACACCAAUGAAAAAGUAGAAAAUGAUGAUGAUUGUAACAUGUCUAAAGUUACUAGAGCAGCUGUUGCAAAAAGCUCUAGUUCCAAAACAGUAAUGAAACAUGCUUUGCGCCAACAAGCUAAACGAAGGCGCAAAAACACUACUAUUGCUGCUGGAAAUGUCGCUCCUCUUCCAAGAAUUAUUCUUCCAUCAAACCAGAUUACUAGUAAUUAUAUAAUUAUAAUAUAAAGUAAUAGUUAAGUAUAAUAUUUUAUUUAUUUUUAUAUUACAUACUAACCUAAGUCCAAUUACAGUUAUGUAUUUUAAAUAAUUAAAGUAUUUCCAGUAAACUAUAAACUAAUACAGAUAAUACUAUCCCAUAUUACUGAACAUUAAAUAUUUAACUUAAGACAGUUUUUAAAUAUAUAGACUGUUUACAAAAGGGCCUAUCAUAUAUUUAUUUGCCAAUUGUAACUUUUGAUUAAUCGGUGAAUUUUAAUAAAAAAAAUGUGGUAAUAUGUUUCAGUACUAUCAAAUAAAAUAUUAAUUAUUUUACAUUUUCAUAAAUUACAUUAAUUCCUUAUAAAAUGACUUGUAUAUUUAUUAGAAAUUAGCAAACUUUGGUUGUUAUUUUUAAUAUUAAAGUGAAUUUACCUAUUAUAGAAUUUAAAGAUAUGGAUGUUAUCUGUAUUAUUUUGUUGUUUUUCUCUUGUUAUUUUAAUUUUGAAGUGAGUUAUAAACAUUUUACUAUUGUGAUAUUUUAUACAAUCAUAUAUCCCACUUUAAAAUUUAAAUAAUGUUCAUAUCUUUGAGUUUGAUAAUAGAUAAAUUCACCCUAAUAUCAAAAUUAACAGCACAAAGUUGUUUUUGUUAAACCAAAAUGUUGUUUGCUGUUAUACAAAAUAUGAAAAAUCUUACAAAUCUUUGGACAAUAAAUAGUAAUUAUAAUUGACAUUAUAUUCAAAAACAAUUAUAUUUCUACCUGUAUAAAUUUUGAUUUGUGAUUAUUGGGAGUGAUGCAUGAUAAAAAGGGUUAAAUAAGGGUUAAAAGAAAAUAUAUGCAAUGAAAUUGCUGAGAGUCUAGUGAAGAUUAAAUAAAAAUGAAAGUUUUAGAAAUGAAAAUGUUGAUGGUAGGUAGAGGAUGUAAACUGGACACUGCUUAUAAGAUUCACAGAUGUAAGGCUCAGUUGCUUAUUAGACUCAAAAUCACUUGGAAUGUUCUAGAUAUAUCCAAAUACAUUCUAUGCAUUCUCCACUUUGCCUAUUAGGUUUAUUUGAUUAGAAGACUUAUUUUGUGCUAAUCUCAAAGUGAGUCUUCCAAGCAGUGUCAACUGUAUAUGGAAUAGAUGGAAAAAUAUUAAUAGGAGAGCGAGUAUCUGACCAUAACUUGUAUGGCAUUAAGUCAAAGGAAAAAGAUACAUUUUACUUCUAAGUGUAAUUUUAUUAUCUAUUUGGUUAAUCCUUGGCCUUAGUAGCCCAAGAGAAGUCUUUUGAACAAUUAGAUGAUACCCCGAAUAAUGAUUUAGUUGUUUUACAAAAUUAUUUCACAAAUUGGUAUACCUAACUAAAGGCUAAUAAAACAACAACAGUGGCCUUUCAUUUGAACUUCCAGGAGGCAAAUAGAGACCUUUAAUUAUAAAUUGACAGUCAAUAUUGAAAAUGAAAAACACCCUAGGUACCUUGGUAUUAAGCUUGACAGAAACCUAAAUUUUAGACAUUUUAGAGGUGUUGUCACACCUUGAAACAACUAAAAACAUCAUAUUAAAAUGUAGGACUAGGUAGGGUUGUAAGGCAACCACUCUCAGUAUUAUCCUACAGUGUAGUUGAAUAUUGUGCUCUCCUAUGGACAAGGUGUACUCACUGCAAGAAAAUAGAUGAAAUGUAGCAAUGAGAAUAAUCAUAGGUACAGUGAGAAGCACUCCAAGUCAAUGGUUUCCUGUUCUCUUAAACAAUGCCCUUCAGAAAUCUGCAGACAAAUAGCUACACAAAGUAUGAUCAGCAAAAUGUAAGGGAACAAUAACCUGCCAAUCUAUCAUGACAUAGUACAACACCCAAAUAAAACUCUAAAAUCCAGACGCUCUAUAUAGGAAAGAGCCACAAACGAUAGCGACUUAUAGGAUAAAUGGAAAAGUACAUGGUUAGGUUGUGAGGUAUGAAACUUGUCCCUAGUUGGAGAUCUAACAGUAAGCGGUUCAGGAGUCAACUUACCAUUUGCCUUAUAGACCACCUUAAAUCACAUAAUAACUGAGCAGGGAAAAUGCAAUUACUUAUUACACAAGUGGGAAAUGGUGGGGUCUCCUCUAUGUAGCUGCUGAAAAGUACAAUCUCUCAGAAACAUAGUCAAGAAUGCCCAUUAACAAAUUUCACAGGAGGUUUAAAGAAAUCCACAUAGCCAGCAUGGAUGCUAUAGAAUGGAUGAAACACUUAGGCUGUGACCAAUUUUAAUCAAAACACUGAAAUAUCAUGAGCUACCAAAUUAUUAUCAAUUUAUUUAUUAAUAGGCUUAUUAUUAUUAUUAUUAUUUUUUAUUACUGUGACUAUAUUAUUAUUAAUUAUUUAUUUGCCAUUUGCGCUAACCAUUUCAUCAUCUUGUUUAAAAUAAACAAAAUGGAUAAAAUUGAAAAUAUUUUUAAAAAAUUACUAGUAUUUAUUGUUUUAAAUUUAUUUAGGCAAUGAAUUCAUUAUCUUAACCCAUUUACGCCCAAGAUUAAUUUUUGUAUGUGUACAAAAUGUUAUACAACUAUACAAUGCAAAAUAAUAUCAUCGGGUCGAUUAUUAUAUUUUCCAACAGUCUAAAUCAAUGUGGGGAAAAUUCUAAAAAUAAAACUGAUAACAAUAAUUAUUUCCAGUGUCCUACAUAUAGGCCACUGGGUUUAUGUGGGUUAAUGUUUUAAAUUAUUUUGAAUAAAUAUGGGUUGUUAAAUAAUAAUUCUAAAUAUUAUAUAUAUAUAUAUAUAUAAUAACCCAAUGUAAUUGUGUUUACAGCUGAUGAAACAGAAUCUAGAGUACCUACAAUGUUGGAAGUGUUAUCAUCUAUUCCGGGAUUUAGUUUAGUUAAACCACGCAAACGUCCUGGUUCUAAACGGUUAUCUGCAGCUGCUCAGUUGCAACAAGCAAAGGCUGAUGGAUGUGUUGAUUUAGAAACACCAGAUUCUGUUCUUACACAAAUAAAUUUGAGAUCACUUUUGAAUAAACAAACAUUUUCAAUGCUCCCUCGACUCUAUCAACAUAAACUUGUCCAAUUGUUACCACAUGUUGACCGAGAAACUUUAAGUGAUGCACAAUCAGAUUUCAGGUUUGCAUACAUAUUAUGAAAUAUAUUUUUAUAUUAUGAUGCAAUUACAAUGUUAUUAACAAUAUUUUAAUAAUUUAAUCUAUUUUUCAGACCAUUACUAAACUCAUCAGUUUUAAAUAAUGAGUUUUUUGCACAAGCAUGCCUUGAAUGGACAGACAGAUUAGCAGAAGGUGAAUUCACUCCUGAAAAUCAGCAAAAAAUGAAAUUGGAUCUUGAACGUGAAAAAUUCAAACUGGAUCCAUUUAAAGUAAGCUAUAUAAUUCAAUAAUAAAAUUGAUAAUUACAUACAGAGAAAUUUAAUUGUAUGAAUAUCUUCAAUCAAUUAUUUAUAACUCCUAACUAAAUAAUUUAUUUAGGCAUAUCUGAUUAGUUUAUAUCUAAUAUAUAAAUAAUACAAUUAGGUAAUAUUUUACUUUUCUUUUAAGUUUCAUCUACAUCUGAUAAAUAGCUUCUCACAGCUUUUCAGAAUAAAGUAAAAAUAAAACCAGAAAUAUUUUGUAUGUGUAAGUAGGUCACUUAAAUGUAUUAAAUAUGAAAAAUUGUAAUUUGUACAGUACAAAUAUAAUUAAGUUUUUUUUAAACAACUUGAAGUAUAGUUGUUACCAUCAACAUUUUAUUUAAAUUUAUAAUAGUUUCAAAAUAUAAAAAUGAUUAUUAUGAAUAGAAUUUUAUGUUACUAAAAAAACAAUACUAUUUAUUUUAAAUAUUGUAAAAUAUGAGUAUUGUGCAAAAGUUAUUAUGCACCAUAUAGUUAUUAUUUAAUUGUUUAAUUUUAUAUUAAUUCUAUACUUGUUUGUUUAUAUGUUAAUAUAAUGUAUUUUUAAUUUCAGUUGAAGCAUUUUGAACCUAUUUGGGGUGACAGUAAAGUAUCACAUUCGAGUGUGAAUGCGCCAACUCCUCCUUCAAAUUGGAGUUAUCCUAAGCAAAAAGUAACAUCAACUAUCACUGCUCCUGUAACUACGUCUCCGAUUACAACUGAUAUUGAAAUGAGUGUGACAACAACAUGUUCAUCAUCUGGUGAUAUUAAAACUGCUGAUAGUCAUACUGAAAGUAUUGAAAUUAAAGUUAUUGAAACUGAAGAUAUUAAAGUUGAAGAUAUUACAACUGAAGUUCUUAAAACUGAAGAUAUUACAACUGAAGAUUUUACAGCUGAUGAUAUUACAACUGAAGUUAUAACAACUGAAGAUAUUACAGCUGAUGAUAUUACAACUGCAAAUGUGACAACUGAAGAUACUGAAGAUAUGAUUGAUAUAACUGAAAAUAUGAAAACUGAAGAUAUGAUUGAUUUAACUGAAAAUAUGACAACUGAAGAUGUGACUGAUUUAACUGAAAAUAUGACAACUGAAGAUGUGACUGAUUUAACUGAAAAUAUGACAACUGAAGAUGUGACUGAUAUAACUGAAGAUGUGACUGAUAUAACUGAAAAUAUGACAACUGAAGAUUCUGAAGAUAUAACUAAUUUAACUGAAAAUAUGACAACUGAUGAUAUUAAAACUGAAGAUAUCCAAUUACAACUACCAUGGGAUUCUGUUGAUUCCACAAUAGAUUCUACAACAAGCCCAAUAAUAAAGGAUGUGGUUUUACCAAAUGUAAGUGUUUUAUAAUAUAUUUAAUUUAAAUGUUAAUAUGUUAGUUGCUGUUGAUCAUGUAAUAGUGAUAAUUUAGUCAAUUUUUUUUAUUUACCUAAUUUAUUCUCUAAACUAUUUGUAUAUAUUCCAAAUUUAGUUUGUUAGUUUAAUUUAUCCAAGUUUUAGUUCAUCAAAUCUUAAAAGUUGGAUAUUUUAAAUCAACACUUGAUUAAUAGGUAAAAUUUUAAAACUGAAUGAACUAUAAUUUUUUUUUUAGAUCAGUAUUAAUAUAGUUAAUAUAGUCUUCUUAACAAAUUAAUUCCUAUUUUUGUUAUUCAAAUGGGUUGUGUGCUGGGCUCAAUCGUUUUCCAAAGCUUCAUAUUAUAAAUUGUAUUUAUUAAAUAUCAAAACUUAAUUACAAUGUAUUUUUAUAAUUAAAAAUAUUUUUCAAUGUGUUCUUAAAUUUUUCAAUUUUCAGUUUAGGCUGUUAUUAUUUGUGACUUAUUUUGUUAAAAAUAAACAAUUAAAUUUAAACUCUGAUAAGUAUAUAAUAUUACAAGCUUAUAUAUAGGUCUACAACAUAGUAUAUAAAAAUACAUUUUUUAAAUUUUAUUUAAAGUAUAAAAAAAAAAUAUUUUUUUACAGGUUAGUGAGAUUGAAAUUGAUGACAUACCGGAUUGUGAAAUUCUUAAUGAAGAGGAAAAAAUGGAUGAUGUUAAUUUAGAUGAAACCUCUUCAGUAAUUAAAAGCUGGUCAUCCUUAAUAAAUGAAGAUUUGGAAACAUUAAUACCAGAAUAUGAUUGUGUUUCUACUACAAAAGAAAAAGAAAGAAAUGAAAGUGAAAUUAAAUUGGAGUUAGAAGGUAUAAAUUAAUUAUUUAUAAACAUAUUAACUGGUGUAUAUAUAAACAAAUUUGUUUCAGUUACUCUAACUCCAAAAAUAGACAAUAUAAAUUCAAGAACAAAUCAAAUUUCUACUAAUGAUGCCAGUGAUAAUGCUAUUGGGGACAUUGUACAAAAAAUUCCAAAAAGUGAUUCUACUCCAGUGGUUGUUCGAAUGCCUAGUGUUAUUCAGCCUCUUGUUAUUACUUCUUCUAACAGUUCACCAUUGCCCAGUACAAAAUCUAUACUUAUAUCUCCAUUACUUCAGUCAUCUUUAGAACGUAGUAUGCCAAAUGAUUUUUCAUUCAUCAAUAAAAUUUCCAAUUUAUCUACAGCCCCUUCUGAUCGGCCAAUAAGUCAUACCUAUGUGUCAUCAAUCAAAUCACAAGUAAGCAUUAAAUAGUAUAAUUCAUAAAUAUUUUAGUUGAGUCAUAAGACUCGUAACAAAUAUAAUUUACUAAAUAUGAUUGUAUUAUUUAUACUUAAAGGUUAGCUCAAGUAGUUGUGUAACAAGUAGGACUAGUAGUAGAGCAACAUUGAAGCAACCACCAGGUGCUGUUAAUUUAGAAAGAAGUUACCAAAUAUGUCAAGCUGUUAUACAAAAUAGUCCUAACCGUAAUCAACUUAGGUGUCAACUAAAACCACCUCCCUCAGUGUUGAUGGGAAAAAAUUCUAUGUAUGUAUAUUAUAAAAAUGAUAUUGUUUUUAUUUAUUGAGUUCAUACUUAAAAUGUUAUUGUAGUAUACGAAAUGGACCAGCAAAACCUAUACGAAACAUUAAUUUAACUAAUAGUUCUCAACCAUUGGUAGUUAGACAUUUGUUCACAUCUUCUCGUGGCAUUCCAGUAACUAUGUCUGUAGUACCUCCAUUUUCAUCUGAUGUAAGUUUUAACAUUAUAAUAUUAUGAACAUGAAUAACAGUGUAAACUUAAUAAUAUAUUUAUUUUACAUAGUUGAUAGUCAUUAUAUAAAUACAUUUUUUUUCCUAAAAUAAACUAAUGUUCAAGUAUUUUUUUAAACAAAGUAUAAUCCUAAUCAUAUUAUUAUUUACCACUGUUUAUUUAUAUAAUUUGCAGCAACAACAACAACUUACUGAAAAACAAAUGGGGCAAUAUCUUUUGGUUCAAAGGUCAGGUGGAAUAACAGGUAUUCGCCGGUCAUCUAGUGCACCUCCUACUAAUAACAAAAUAUCACCUAUUAUAAAUGGUGGUCGACCAGCAAGUGUUGGUAUACAAGUGUCUACUUAUCCACAGUCCCAGCCUACAAAUGAUUGUUCUUGUAGUCUUAAUGCUAUGGUAGUAUGUAAAAAAUGUGGAGCAUUUUGUCAUGAUGACUGUAUUGGUCCCUCUAAACUUUGUGUAACAUGCCUUAUUCGAUAAUUAUGUUUUUUUGUUCCAGUUAAGUUAUAAAAUAUUCAACAAAACCUAUUGUUUUAAUAGAAAUAAAGAAAUAAUUGAAAAUUAAAAUGUACCAAAACAUUUCAUAAAAAAUAAAUAAAUAAUAAUUUUGAUAAUAUAACGAGUAUUGUACUUACUCAAAAUAUAAUUUGUAACCAUGUGUUAUUUAUUUUUAAUUUUUAAAAUAUAUUUGAAUUCAUAAAAUAAUUUAAAUCAAACAAUUUUUCAUACAUAAUUUAUUACCUUUUAGCUGUUUUGUUAUUAUUAUUAUAAUUUAGAUAUGUAUUGUGUUAAUAUAUGCAAUAUUAAUAUAAUAAUAAUAAUUUAAAUAAAUUUAAACAUUUAUAAUUCAUAAUACAAUUGAUUUUUUUUUAAAAAAAAGUUAAAGUUAAUAUCUUAUUAAAUUGUGUAAAUAAAAUUUAUUCUUGUAUAAUAAUUCUAAGACAUUCAAUUAUAAAAUCUGCCUAAUGUUUGACUAAAUAUUAUUAUAUAUAUUAAAUUCAAUAAUAACUUAUUGGUUGUCACAUAUAUAAUAUAUGUUUUUAUCAGUGUUACAUUUCUUAAAAUUAUUGUUGAAAAUACUUAAAAUGUUUAUCAAGUUUUCAAUCACAUACUUAUUUUCUAAAAACAAAAAAAAUUCUUUAAAUUAAUAUAUUUUUUUGAAUUAAUGAUAUGUUUAAUCCUAAAAAUAUUUAAUUUAAGAGCUUAAUGCAAAUUUUGCACAAUGUAUAAAACUAUGAUUCUAGAUUUUGAUCCAAUUUAAGUAUUUGGAAAUGUUCUUGUAUUUUGUAUAAAGCUCAAAUGUAUAAUUUUACCACUAAUAAUAUUCAUAUUGUAAAAAAUUGUUUUUUUUUAUGGUAUUACAAAUAUUUGUUAAUGCUAUUUCAUCACUGGAAUUCAACUAAAAAUAGUUAUAACCAUUUUCAUACAUAAUAAAGAAUACUAUACUAUUAUAGAUAUAAUGAUUAUAUUUUGUAAUUUAUACAAGAUGCGACACUGUUUGUUUCCUUUUGAUUAUUGAAUAGUUGUGAUUCAUAAAUUCAUAUUUUUUGUUAUUUAUAUUGGAUACUACCUAUUCAAACACACACACACACAUAUAUAUAUAUACUUCUAUAAAGUUUAAAUUGUAUUACUUGUAAUUAUCUCUUAAGUCAUAAGUUUAAGUAUUGCCAACUAUUAAUCAUCCAUUAUACCAACAGUUAUGAAUGUAUUUGUUAAAUGUAAGAAUUACAAGUUUCUUUAAAUAAAUAGCACAUGAUCCAUUAUCUACUGAUAUUUUGACAAUAAUAUAUUUGCAAAAUAUCUUUUGGUGAUAGAAUUGUAUAAUCUUACUUUGUUCUGUUAAAUGUAAAGUUAAAUAAUAAUAAUUUGAUUUUGUAUACAAUGAAAUCAUGUCAUUAAAUUAUUAUUUAUUAUAUUAAAUUAAUAUUGUCAGUUUAUACAAUCACUUGACAAAAUUAUCAAAAUUAAUAUUCUUUCUAAAAUUCCUAAUAUGAUUAGAAAUGCUUUGUAUUACCUUCAUUGAUUAAAAAAAAAAAAAACGAAUAUUACAUUUUUUUUUUAUCUUGAUAUUACUUUAGAUUUGCUUAAAAUUUUGUUAAGUUUGUGUUUUUAUUUUAAACAUUUUUUUACCUAUUUAAAUGUUUUUUAUUUUCAUUAUUUGAUGUAUCCUAUAUAUAAAAAGUCUAAUAAACAAAUAUUUACUUAAAUAAAAUUAGUGAUUUGUUUCUUUGUUUAAAAAUUAUUUUCCUCUUAUUUUAUUAUUUGUAUAAAACAUUUGCAUGUAUCAAAUAAUUUUUUUUUUAAUACUUAAAAAUAUUAUUUGUUUAUUAUUUUUUUAAUGUUCAUCUUAUAUAAAUAAGAUAUCUAAUGUUAUAAAAUGAAAUAUAUAUGUUAUUUCUUUUUAUUUAGUUUUAUAACACUACCUAUUAGCUACUAAAAAUGUAAGGAUUUAUAUAAUAAGUAUAUAUAAUGUAAACUCUGUAAAUAGAUAUUACAUUGAUUCUCAUUCUGUUUAUGCUAUUGUCAUAAUAUUGUUAACCAACUUCAUUAAAUAUAGAC